AUCAAAGCUUCACCAUGGCCAAAUUCGUGCUUGCGGGUAGAGCAGAUGACCCAUAUUAUGCUAAAGCAGAACUCCUGGCAGACUAUUUACAGAAGAAUCUUCCUGAUUUUCAUAUAUUUAAAAUUACCCAACAUCCUCAUGUUUGGGAGGAGUGGCUGAGAGAUGUGUGUGAAAAGAAUAAAUGGAGCCACAAAAGUUCCCCCAUCAUCUGGAGGGAGCUGCUGGAUCGCGGAGGAAAGGGCUUGCUGCUGGGAGGAUAUAAUGAGUUCCUAGAGCAUGCCCAGCUUUACUACGGUGUCACCUCUAGCAUGACGACUGAGCUGAUGAAGGCGAUUGCUCAGGAGAACCUGGAGGCUCAUAUACAAAAAGAGCUGGAGAAAGAAUCCCUGAAAGACCUCGUUGACCCCUUGCAGGUCUGGAUCACCAGUGCAUCUGCCCCUACCUGCUACAGCCUCAUCCCCAUCCUGACCAGCGGGGAGGUGUUCGGAAUGCACACGGAAAUCAGCAUAGCCCUGUUAGACAACAAGCAGGCGGAAAAAACCCUCCACAACCUCGCCAUGAAUGCGCAGGACCUGGUGUCGCCCGUGCUGCGCAGCAUCUCCAUCUGCACCAGAGUGGAGGAGGCCUUCCGCCAGGCCCACGUGGUCAUCAUCCUGGACGACCCCAGGACCAAGGAGGUGUACACAGUGGAGGACUGCCUCCGGAGCAGGGUUCCUCUGUGCAGGCUCUACGGCUACCUGAUCGAGAAGAACGCUCGCGACUCGGUCCGAGUCAUCGUGGGAGGAAAAACCUUCGUCAACCUGAAAGCGUUGCUGCUCAUGAGAUACGCGCCGAGCAUCGCGCGCAAUAUUGUCGCUGUGGCGCUGGGGGUGGAAGGGCAGGCCAAGGCGGCGCUGGCCAGAAAGAUGAAAACAUCCCCCUCAUACAUCAAAGAUGUGAUAAUUUGGGGUAAUAUUAGUGGAAACUGCUACGUCGAUCUGAGAAAAGCCAAGAUUUACAGAUAUGAGAGUGCUAUUUGGGGACCUCCUCACUUUUCUCGCCCUAUUUUAAGCUUGAUUUUUGAUAGUGAGUGGAUAAACAGAGAAUUUGUGACAACUCUUAAAGAGUUGACCGCCACAGGAAAACAAUUUGGAGGCAUGUUAGCUGCACACAGUAUAGCCACUACAUUGAAAUACUGGUACCAUGGAUCACCGUAUGGGGAGAUAGUGUCCUUAGGAGUAUUGAGUGAAGGCCAGUUUGGCAUUCCUGAAGGGAUCGUCUUUUCUAUGCCUGUGAAAUUUGAGAAUGGAACUUGGGUGGUUCUCACAGAUCUCAAAGAUACUGAAAUAAGUGAACAAAUAAUGACCAGAAUGGCAAGUGAUCUAAUGCAGGAGAAACUUGUUGCACUUGGAGAUUUGUUACAUUUUCAGCCAUAUCAACCAGAACCUGAAGGGGCUGCCUUAACUACCACAGAUGACAAGGAGGAAAAUCAGGAAUAUUCAGAUGUUUUGGUUUCAGAACAUAAAAAUGACAAUCUUGAUCUAACCUACGAGGAAGGGAAAGAUCAAGUUACUCCAGAUGUGGAUUUUUUAGAUCUGACUCCUAAAAUCAACUCGGAAGGCCCAUUCAAUCAAGAGUUCACAAAUGACUUUGAAGGCAUAUCUUUGGAACAGUAACAGAUCAAAGUAUCUGGUAUUGUAAUAAAUAUAGGAAGACCCAUGAUGUCGGUACUUAGAGAAGAAUAAUAGAAAGAUUUACUUCAGUCUCAGAUAAUAUUAUCCCAGACAAUUAAAUAACAGUGAUAGCACACACACACACACACACACACACACACACACACACACAAGUCAGAGUUCAAUUAUUCUGUGUACCCACUCAUAUAGUUAUUAUCAAUUUCUCAUAAAUACUUUGGUAUCAAUUGUUAUUUUUUUGAACUACAAUA
Molecule: messenger RNA, 1921 nt
Organism: Eptesicus fuscus (big brown bat)
Lineage: Eukaryota; Metazoa; Chordata; Mammalia; Chiroptera; Vespertilionidae
Gene: MDH1B
Product: malate dehydrogenase 1B
Exons: 13
Coding region: 15-1655 (546 amino acids)
Biological process (GO): tricarboxylic acid cycle; malate metabolic process; oxaloacetate metabolic process
Molecular function (GO): L-malate dehydrogenase (NAD+) activity
Source: RefSeq, a predicted model, not a curated record